Funneliformis geosporum is the source of this 328-nucleotide messenger RNA. The record is from the annotation of a GenBank genome assembly. NCBI's taxonomy places the organism in Eukaryota, Fungi, Glomeromycota, Glomeromycetes, Glomerales, Glomeraceae.
GCAAUUAUACACAGAUUUUAAACCAGGUUUUAGUUGUGAAGUAGAUGAAAUGUGUCCUUUAGUAAUGGAGUUUAAUAAUCCUGAUAUUAUAAAAAAAUUACUUCAUGAUGUAGUAUUUCAACCAUUUACAUUUGUCAUAGAUAAGCUUACAGUUUUUGUUUCAAAGAUGGGUACAGAAUGGAAUAAUGAAUGGAAUUGGGUGGAUGAAGGAUUUAUUUCAACUUUUUCAUCAAAAUUUAGAAGUAAUAAAUGUGUAGCAAGAUAUGAAGGGAGUACACUAAUAGAAAUUUGGAAAAAAGUGGGUGUGAUGAAGAAAAUUGAUAGAAAG